Messenger RNA from Sorghum bicolor (sorghum), 1174 nucleotides. RefSeq lists its product as uncharacterized. Gene Ontology annotation, molecular function: DNA-binding transcription factor activity. The transcript has a single exon. NCBI's taxonomy places the organism in Eukaryota, Viridiplantae, Streptophyta, Magnoliopsida, Poales, Poaceae. The coding region runs from base 402 to 1040 and encodes 212 amino acids. The record is from RefSeq and is a predicted model, not a curated record.
UUCUUGGAUAACCUAGCUAGCAUAUAGAUAGCCUAGCACAGAAUUUUUCUUCCUUCCCCCCUCUGUAUAUCAUAUGUACUUGCUGUCUUUGCAUAUAUAGCCUUCUGUCUCUACUCCUUGCUAUUGCUAGUAGUACCAAAUUAAAAGAGACCCUUUUUUUUUUUACAACACACACCAAAAGAGACCUGGAUGCCCUUCAAGCCCAUCCACUCAUGUCAAGUAGUACUACUACCCAUCGAUCUCACCGGUAGCACGUCGCAAUGCUUAUUUCCCAUUCGUUUCCAUUUCUGUAACACAGCCGUCGAAUUUUAGUAUACCUAGCUAGCUUGGCACUGGCAGUGGUACAACUUGUAACAGUCCCACCCCGACGGCAGCCUCUUGCCAAAAUUCCUUCCGAUUGCAUGGAGAAGGCGCCCUGGUCGCUGCCCUCUCAACCGGCUGCGGCGGUGGACCUGGCGCUAGGCCUGGCGCCGACGGGACACCGCCACGAGGAGGAGCAGGACCAGGUCCAGGUGACGGCUUGCGUCGCCGUCGCCGGGAAGCAGGAGGCGCGGCUGUUCCCGUGCCUCUUCUGCGACAAGAAGUUCCUCAAGUCGCAGGCGCUCGGCGGGCACCAGAACGCGCACAAGAAGGAGCGCGCCGCCGGCUGGAGCUGGAACCCCUACGUCUACGGCGACCACUACGCUGCAUCGGCGUCCCCGGGGCCGGGCAGCAGCCUCGGUGCCGCUCCCGUGUCCGUGCCGCUCGCCUCGCAUGGCGGCGGAACCGCCGCUGCUGAGCCUCCUGCCACUGCCAGCGCCAAGCUCAAGCUCGAGAGGCCUGGCGGUGGCGCGGCGCUCUUCACGGACCACGCCUUGCUCCCGGCGUCACCGGCAGCCGACCGCCCCUUCACCAGGUUGCCCGACGGCACCGUGGACAUGCUCAACUGGAGAAGGAGCUCCCGCGCCUCUGCCCCACCGAAGGGCGCGGGCACCAACGCCGCAUCGUCCGGCGCCGGCGAGGAGCUGGACCUGGACCUCGACCUCGAGCUGCGGCUCUAGCUAGGACCGUGACGACCCAAUCUCUGCUCGGGGAGAAAGCUUAAUUAAUAAGACGAAUCUGGGUCAUCAUCAUCAUCAUCACUGUCUGCUCUCUCUCUUCUUGCCUUCACAUAUCUACUUACUCCCUCCGUCCA